AUAUUUUUGCAUGGUAACAACCUGAACAGUCUACACCAACUAAUUCAUCCUGAGAUCCUACCUUCUGAGUUUGGAGGAAUGUUGCCCCCAUAUGACAUGGGUACGUGGGCACGAACCCUGCUAGACCAUGAGUAUGAUGAUGACAGUGAGUACAACGUGGAUUCCUAUAACAUGCCUGUGAAGGAAGUGGACAAGGAACUCUCCCCCAAAUCCAUGAAGAGAUCUCAGUCAGUAGUGGACCCUACAGCACUGAAACGAAUGGAUAAAAGCGAAGAAGAAAACAUGCAGCCUUUACUUUCUCUGGACUGAGAACUUCUCCACCCCUACACCAUGGAUUAAAAAUGGGAGGUCCUGGUUUUCAGCAACAGGGACAGCACUGUGGGAUUGACCUGCUGGAAAAUUUUACUCAUGUUCGUUCAUGUAGCAUAUUGCAAACGACAUCUGGCUUUCACAUUUGCCUAAACCAUGGGUGCCCUGGGCUAGAUUUUAAAAAGUCAGUAAUUUAUUCUGUAAGUGCCAAGUUCUUUGUAAAUACAAUAUCGUGGUCACAUCUAGUUUGUAAAUUUUAUUAGUAAUUUAGUUUGGGAAAGAUUGACUCACAUGUUUGAACCAGUGAUAUGGACUACAAUAAGAAGCUUAAGGACAUGUAACCUAUAAAAUUUAAUUAAAUGUAUCCCUGUUUCCUAUGAAGCCAUAUAUCUGCUAUCAUAGUGAUUAUUUAAAUGUUUUCCUACAAAACACUGUCAUUAUUCAAAUAUACUUGGGUCACAGCAAGGUUAAUUAUCUCUCAGAAAUUGUUAUUAUUAAUGUUCUCCUGUUUAGUGAUUUUUUGUUUCAGAGGAACUUUUCUGGAAACAUCACUGGCUGCAUUCUGAAGAAAAAGAGUGGCUGAUGAGCUGGAAAACCGAACCAAAUGGGAGCUCUUCUCAGUUGUGUGAUUUAGAGGUCUUUUUCAAGAAAAUGUGUUUCCCCACUUAAGAUGAGGAAUUCUAAAAAAGAAUGUGUUUUUUUGUUUGCUUUUGUUUGUUUGUUUUUGUCUAAAUGAUUGUCUUAACAAUGUUCCUUUACUUAAGUUGCCAUUGUAACUCCUGUCUGAAAUAUUUUAGAAUAUAUUUUCACCCAAAGUAAAUGAGAGUUAGUUCCUGAAUCAUUUUGACAGACAAUUUUGCACAUAAAAUUUGUCACUUACAGAAGAGGGCUAAUUUCAGAUCAUUGUGGAAGUGUUGAAAAUAUAAAUAUUUACUUACAACAUAUAUAGUUUUAUUGACUUCUAGUAAAUUCUUGAUAUGAUGGGUUUUGAGAUAUCAUAGAAAAUAACUGUUGGUGACAUAAAUAGAAAUGAAACCAUUUGACAGACUUCAGAACACAUACUCAAGGGAUUUUAGUAUACCAUAAAAAUGAAAUCUUGAAUACCUGUCAUCUUUUUUUAUUAGAUAUUUUGUCUAUUUACAUUUCAAAUUUUAUCCCCUUUCCUCAUUUCCAUUCUGAACACCACCAUCACCAUUCCAUCACCCCCCUGCCCACUAACUCACCUACUCCUGCUUCCCUGACCUGGCAUUCCCCUACACUGGGGAAUCAAGGCUUCACAAGACCAGGGGCCCCACUUCUCAUUGCUGUCCCAAAAGGAGAUCCUCUGCUACAUAUGCAUCUGGAGCCUUGAGUCCCUCCAUGUGUACUUUU
Messenger RNA from Mus pahari (shrew mouse), 1680 nucleotides. It is a transcript of the gene Clvs2, whose product is annotated as clavesin 2. The transcript has 2 exons. Lineage: Eukaryota; Metazoa; Chordata; Mammalia; Rodentia; Muridae. The record is from RefSeq and is a predicted model, not a curated record. The annotation marks the transcript as partial.